AUGUCCCAAGUCGCCAGCAAGCUCAUCCCGCCAGGGACAAAGGCGGCCGCGCAGGCGCGUCUCUCGCAGUUGACGCAGUCCUAUCUCGCGAACCGAACACAUGUGCAGCGCUUUCUCACAGCCGGCUUUGUGCUGUACUGCAUCGCCGGCUCGGUCGUGAAUCUGAGCGGGAAGGGGGUCAAGAUCUCGACGAGCGGGCGGGGGAAGAAGGGCGGAGCAGCCCGCAAAGGAGCAGCAGGAGGGAAGGGCAAGAAGAAGGUCUCGGUGUCAGACCCCCUGUUCCAGCAACGGCUCAAGAAGCUGCUCCGCAUCGUCAUUCCCGGCAUUCGCAGCCGCGAGGCCGCCAUGCUCGCGCUGCACUCGUGCUUCCUCCUUGGACGGACGGCGCUCAGUCUCUACGUCGCCGACCUCGAUGGACGGCUGUCGCGCUAUGUGCUCGACGAGUAUCUGGACACGAAGGAGCCGGACGGAGAGGACGCCAAGCUGUACUACAAGCUCGCAAACCUGGACGACCGGAUCAAGAACGCGGAUCAGUACAUGACGGUGGAUAUCCAGCAGUUCAGCAACAAGCUCGCCGAGAUCUACAGCAACAUUGCCAAGCCCGUCCUCGACGUGAUCCUGUACAACUACCAGCUCUCGCGCAAUGUCGGCGCCGAGGGUUUGGUGCUGCUGACUGCGCUCGUGCAGCUGUCCGCCUACCUGCUGAAGAAGAUCACGCCGCCAUUCGGCGACUACGCCGCGUACGAGGCGACGCUCGAGGGCGAGCUGCGCUUCACGCAUUCCCGUCUGCUGGAGAACUCGGAAGAGGUCGCCUUCUACCACGGCGAGGAGUACGAGAAGAACGUGAUUGAGCGCGGCUACUUUGCUUUGAUCAAGCACGUGAACAAGGUGCUCGGCGUGCGGCUCUGGCACGGCAUGGCCGAAGAGGGUGUCGUCAAAUGGGCGUGGGGCUCGUUUGGUCUCGUCAUCUGCGCAAUCCCGACCUUCCUCGGUCAGGCCCUGGGAAUGGGAUCCGGCGACCUCGCCUCUCGCACAGAAGGCUUCGUCACGAACCGUCGUCUCCUGCUCAGCAGUUCGGACGCCUUUGGCCGCGUCAUGUACUCGUACAAGGAGCUCGCCGAGCUGGCGGGUUACACGGCACGCGUUUCAGACCUCCUCGAGGCGAUGGACGACGUCAAGGCGGGCAAAUACGAGAAGAAGCUCGUGUCCUCCGCCGACGUCGAGGCGAACAAGCGCAUGCUGAGCACGCGCGGCAAGGUCGUCGAGGCCGACUAUGUCGAGUUUGACUCUGUGCCGCUGAUCUCGCCGAACGGCGACGUGCUCGUGCAGAGCAUGAGCUUCAAGGUGCUUCCAGGACAGCACCUGCUCGUGAUCGGCCCGAACGGAUGCGGCAAGUCGUCAAUGUUCCGUAUCCUCGGCGGCCUGUGGCCCGUGUACGGCGGCGUCGUCUCCAAGCCUCCAGAGAAGGACUUCACCUACAUCCCCCAGCGGCCGUACCUGUGCACGGGCACGCUGCGCGACCAGAUCAUCUAUCCCGACAACCACGCGCAGAUGCUGGCCAAGGGCGUGACGGACGCGGAUCUGCAAGGCAUGCUCGAGGUGGUGGAUAUCGGCAACAUUGUCGAGCGCGAGGGCGGCUGGGGGGCAGUGCGCGAGUGGCGCGACGCCCUCAGCGGCGGCGACAAGCAGCGUAUCGCCAUGGCGCGCCUCUUCUACCAUCGGCCCAAGUACGCGAUCCUGGACGAGUGCACGAGCGCAGUGACGCUCGAGAUCGAAAAGGCCAUGUACGACCACGCAACCAAUCUGGGCAUCACGCUCAUGACCGUCUCGCACCGCCCGAGUCUGUGGAAGUACCACAAGCUCGUGCUGCAGUAUGACGGACAGGGCGGGUACGUCUUCACAGAGCUCGAUGCGGAGCAGCGCCUCAAACUCCAGGAGGAGAAGCAGGAACUCGAACACAGGCUCCUCCAGGUGCCGAAACUCAAGGCGAGGCUCGAGGAACUCAGGCAUAUCAAGAGGCAGCGCGAUGGCGGGCGCGACGGGGGCGCGGGCCAGGUCGAGGGCGUCGUCGUCGAGGCGGCCGUGGCGUAG
Messenger RNA from Trichosporon asahii var. asahii CBS 2479, 2091 nucleotides. RefSeq names its product adrenoleukodystrophy protein. Gene Ontology annotation, molecular function: long-chain fatty acid transmembrane transporter activity; ATP hydrolysis activity; ABC-type transporter activity. Gene Ontology annotation, cellular component: peroxisomal membrane. Bases 1 to 2091 code for a protein of 696 amino acids. The record is from RefSeq and is a predicted model, not a curated record. Gene Ontology annotation, biological process: long-chain fatty acid import into peroxisome; very long-chain fatty acid catabolic process; fatty acid beta-oxidation. Lineage: Eukaryota; Fungi; Basidiomycota; Tremellomycetes; Trichosporonales; Trichosporonaceae. The transcript is spliced from 2 exons.